AUGUGCAGGCAACACAAUUUGGCUAACUGGCGAGAAAAUCCUAACCUUCGCCUCCUUCACCUUACAUAUGAUGUUCUCCCACCUGGCUUAGUCACUGCCGUCGUCACUGAGCUGGGCACUUUGCCCACCACCUCAGUCCCGGUCGUACUUCGUGUUAAGCAAGCGGCCGCAGCUGCUGCGGUGGCUUCAAAUCCUAUUGUAACCACCUUUGCUUAG
Protopolystoma xenopodis is the source of this 216-nucleotide messenger RNA. The record is from the annotation of a GenBank genome assembly. Lineage: Eukaryota; Metazoa; Platyhelminthes; Monogenea; Polystomatidea; Polystomatidae.